Molecule: messenger RNA, 390 nt
Organism: Rosa rugosa (rugosa rose)
Lineage: Eukaryota; Viridiplantae; Streptophyta; Magnoliopsida; Rosales; Rosaceae
Exons: 2
Coding region: 1-390 (129 amino acids)
Source: RefSeq, a predicted model, not a curated record
AUGAAGGAAGAGGAAGGGGCGGCAACGCCUUUAACAGCAAUUGAAGAGAAACCAGCACCAGUAGAGGGAGGGGCGGCGACGCCUUCAGCGAUGAAGGAAGAGUCAGAAUACGCACCUUUAUUGGCACCUUGUUCAGAGGCGAAGGAAGAGGAAGGGGCGGCGACGCCUUCAGCAGGCUUAGAGCAAGUGGCGAAGCCUUCAGCAGGCUUAGAGGAAGCGGCGAAGCCUUCAGCAGGCUUAGAGCAAGCGGCGAAGCCUUCAGCAGGCUUAGAGGAAGCGGCGAAGCCUUUAGCUGUCUUAGAGCAAGCGGCGAAGCCUUCAGCAGCCUUAGAGCAAGCGGUGAAGCCUUCAGCAGCCUUAGAGCAACCGGCGAAGCCUUCAGCCGCAUAG